AUGUCGACGCUCAAGGUCUACCCGCUGAGCAACUACAGCUUUGCGACCAAGGAGGCCCAGGUGGACGAGGACCCCUCCGUCGUUGCGCGUUUGCAGAGGCUCGAAUCCGACUAUGCGCAGUACGGCAUGAGGCGGACGGUCGAGGGGGUCAUGGUUGUCCACGAACACGGACACCCGCACGUUCUCCUCCUCCAAAUCGCCAACGCCUUCUUCAAGCUCCCGGGUGACUACCUGAAACCGCAGGAGUCAAACGAGGAGGGUCUCAAGAUGCGCAUGCAUGAGAAGCUGGGGCCGGAGAGUGCGGGCGACGCGGCGAUGAACGGGUCGGAGCUGCCAGGACCGGAGGAUUGGCAGGUCGGAGAGGCGAUUGGGCAGUACUUCCGCCCGAAUUUCGAGUCCUUCAUGUACCCCUACAUGCCCGCACACAUUACAAAGCCCAAGGAGAUCAAGACGUGGUAUCUGAUGCAGAUGCCCGAGCGCCAGGUCCUGACCGUCCCGAAGAACAUGAAGCUCGUUGCGCUUCCGCUCUUCGAGCUGUAUGACAACGCUGUGCGAUACGGCCCGCAACUCGCCUCGCUGCCUGCCCUCCUCUCGCGCAUCAAGUUCGAGUACGCGCAGUGA
Messenger RNA from Rhodotorula toruloides NP11, 621 nucleotides. RefSeq names its product cleavage and polyadenylation specific factor 5. Gene Ontology annotation, cellular component: mRNA cleavage factor complex. Gene Ontology annotation, molecular function: mRNA binding. The transcript is spliced from 8 exons. Bases 1 to 621 code for a protein of 206 amino acids. The record is from RefSeq and is a predicted model, not a curated record. Lineage: Eukaryota; Fungi; Basidiomycota; Microbotryomycetes; Sporidiobolales; Sporidiobolaceae.